AUGUAAAAAUAGAAAUAAUGAUAAAAAGAAUGUUCAGUAUUAGAUUAUGCUUAAAAAUAUUUUGUUAAAAAACCUUUUUGUCUAUGGAUCCUGCUCUUUGGAAUGAAAAAUAUCAAGAGACGAAUACUAGAUCACCGGUUGAACUCUUAGAAAAUGUUGAAAAUAAAAAUUCAUAUUUUGAGAAUGUUAUGAAAAAAACCGAUCACGAUGAAGAAAAAGUUGAAUCUCUGAAAGGAAUCAGUGACGAAGAAGAGUCAAUUAAUGAAAUAGACGAUGGGUAUAUUAGAGUGCCACCAUGCAUGUUAGGCAGACCAUUAAAAGAUUUUGAUUGCGAGAAUGAUAAUAACUUUGUUGUUGUCAACAAAAAACUUGGAAAACAAAUGGUCUUUCGAUUUAGCAAAGACAAAUCAUUAUUUUUAUUUGGAGCUGAAAGUCUUAUACGUAAAGUGGCUAUUCAUAUUUUUACUCAUGAGUAUUUUGACAAUUUCAUAUUAGUUACAAUUUUAGUAAAUUGUAUUUUUAUGGCAUUGAAUGAUCCUCCAAAAAUUGCUGAUUAUGUAUUUGCUGUUAUUUACACUUCUGAAAUGAUCAUAAAGAUUUUGGCAAAAGGGUUUAUAUUACAUAAGUAUUCAUAUCUGCGGAGUUUUUGGAACUGGCUGGAUUUUACAGUUGUGCUAUUAGGAUAUGUGACAAUGAGUCCAAACAUUGGGCGACUUGAUAGUAUUAAAACAUUUAGAAUUUUGAGGAUACUUAGGACUUUAUCAUCCAUUAAAGGUUUAAAAACAAUGGUAGAGACUUUGACAAAGUCAAUGGUACUAGUGAAAGAUGUUUUGAUAUUGGUUUUUUUUUAUAUUGCACUGUUUGCACUUAUUGGUUUGCAGCUAUUUCGAGGAAACUUUCGCUCACGAUGUAUUAAAAACCCAAAUGAUACAUCAAUUAUAUCAACCAAUAAGUGGAAAAAAAUACCUGGUAACAUGAUGAGUCACAUUUGUGGGAAUGUUUCAACAUCAUGGUAUUGUGAAGAAGGUUGGACAUGUGUACCUAAUGCCGCUGAAAAUCCUUAUAGAUAUAUCAACUAUGACAACUUUUUAUAUGCUAUGUUAACAUCUUUACAAUUAUUCAGUUUAGAUAACUUAGAUAUUGUGUUAAAUAGUGUAAUUGAGUCAAGGGGACAAUUUUACAUGUUUUAUUUUAUGGUAUGUAUCUUUCUGGGUCCAUUUUAUUUGCUUAAUCUUGUAUUAGCAGUUGUGACUUCAGCAUAUGAGAGUGAGCUGAAUCCGGAUAAGGAUGCUGAGUUAGAAAAACUGACAACUAAGAGACGGUCAAAUUCAGUUUACUCUUUUCAAGGCGAUUGCUUUGUUGAAUUUCUUUCUGGCCCUUCACCCCUAGAAGAAGUAGAUGGAGAACUUCAAUACACUGUUGAAAAUCCUCCACCGAUUAAAAGAAAAAAGAAAAAAAAGAGCAUUGUUCAUCCACCAGAGUUAAAUGACAAUAUUACAUUUUAUAAAAAAAUGCAAUAUGUGUUAUACAAAAUUGUUUCAAACAGUUUUUAUGAAUGGUUUAUUUUUGCAUGUAUUAUUCUGAGUACAGUAUUCAUGUCUGCUGAACACAUUGGAAUGGAUGCUACAUUAGCAUCAAUUACAUCUACAUCUGACUUUGUUUUCACUGGGAUAUUUAUCAUUGAAAUGACAAUGAAGUUGUUUGCAUUAUCACUACGAGGGUAUUUGUCAAGCAAGUGGAAUCUUCUUGAUGGCUUACUUGUAGUUAUUAGCGUUGUUAAUAUUUUGUUGGUUUUUUUUACAAACAUUCCAAAGGGAACACUUAAAAUGCUGAAAGUGUUUCGGUUGUUACGAAUUCUCAAAGUGACUCAAUCAUGGAAGGGAAUGGGUCAGUUGCUGGCAACAAUUUCCAACAGUUUAAGUGCACUAGUUUAUGCAGCAAUCAUACUUGGUUUAGUGAUAUAUAUUUUUUCUGUUAUUGGAAUGCAACUUUUUCGAAAGUAUUACACUGUUCAAAACUUUUCAGCUGGUGAAAUUCCUCGAUUCAACUUUACUGAUUUUGGAAAUUCUUUAAUGAUGAUUUUUCGUAUUUUUUGUGGAAAGUGGAUAGAACCUACAUGGGAUUUGAUUUCACUUACUUCUCCGGCAUCCAUGUUGUUUAUUUUUUUUGUAUUUGUGACUGGAAGAUGGAUUGUUUUGAACCUGUUUUUGGCACUUUUGUUAAAUGCAUUUUCUGCUUAUGCUAUGAAAAAAACAGCAAGUGAGUCAAAUGAAAAUGAAAAUAAACCCAAAUCAUUUAAAAUUUCAAGAUUUAUUGAAUGGGUAAAAGGCUACAGAGAAAAAAGUUUCAAAUCUGAUUUUGUAAUAAAGAAAGCAUCAUCAGCACCACAAAUAAUGCACAUGGAAAUGCAGCGUGGGGAAGUGCCAGUAUUUGAUGGAUAUGGAAAUAGAAGUUACUCUUCAAAGAAAACAUAUUUUAAAGAUCUUGUAGACCAGUCAAAUGGUUCAGGAAGAAACAAAGUUAAUAGUUUAUCAACGUAUUCUGAAAGCAUUGUGGUUGGGAAUAGCACAAGUCAUUCGAACAGCAAUAAAAGUUUUAACAAGAGAGGACAUUCUUCAUCAUCUGUUCAAGUAGAAAUGAAGCGUGAAAAAACAUAUGUUGAUGAUUGCUUGUGUGAUAUAUGCUACCAAUGGAACUGUUUUUAUUCCAGUUAUUUAAACUCAACAAUGCGAAGAAGUUGGCAUAAUGCACGCUAUUUGUUCCAACAACUUAUUGAAUACAAAUACUUUGAAGGAGUGGUUUUAUUUCUGAUUGGGUUUAGUAGCAUUACUUUGGUGUUUGAAGAUAUUUACCUUUCUGAACGCCCAAUGUUGCAAAAAUUCAUUUUAUACUGUAAUUAUUUCUUUGCUAUUGUAUUUACUCUGGAGUUUUUAAUCAAAGUUUUUGCUAUGGGAUUGGUCAAGUAUUUUACAAAUCUAUGGAAUCUUUUGGAUGUUUUUAUUGUAGUUAUUUCUUUAACUUCUCUACUUGGUGGAAAUAAAAAGCUUAAAGCACUUCGAUCACUCAGGGGACUGCGUCCUUUGAGAGCUAUUGCGCGAUUUAAAGGAAUGAAGAUUGUUGUUAAUGCAUUGUUAGCUUCAAUUCCAUCAAUUGCAAAUGUUUUGUUUAUAUGUCUUAUAUUUUGGCUGAUAUUUAGUAUCAUUGGGUUUAAUUUGUUUGGCGGUAAAUUUUCUUACUGUGCAAAUGCUACAAAUCAAGUUGUAAGGCUAUCAAAAAGUUUUGGCAUCAAGACUAAAGCUCAAUGCUUAAACAAUUCAAGCUUUAAUUGGGUUCAAAAAACAAUUAAUUUUGACAGUUCCAUAAAUGGUUUUUUAGCUUUAUUUCAAACAGCAACACUAGAAGGUUGGUUUGAUGUUAUGGCGGAUGCACAAGAUGCAACUGGUGUGGAUGAACAACCACAAUACCGAUACAGCUAUGCAAAUCAACUCUUUUUUGUUGCAUUUGUUAUAUUAGGAAGAUUUUUCUUUUUAAAUUUAUUUAUUGGGGUCAUUAUUGACAAUUUUAAUAGACUGAAGCAGCAAUAUGAAGAUGGUAUUGGUGUAUUUUUAACCCCUGGUCAAAGGAACUGGAUCAAUACAUUAAAAUCUGCUUCAUUAAGAAAGCCAACAUACAGAUUGAGCAGACCACAAGAAAAAUGGUGUGCAGCGUUGUUUGACUUUGUUCGCAAAAGAUACUUUGAAUUUUUCAUUAUGGGUGUUAUUUUUUUAAACAUGAUUACAAUGAUGAUUGAACAUCAUGACCAAAGUAAUCAAGUGGCUUCAGCUUUAACCUAUUUGAAUUAUUUAUUUACAGCUGUAUUUGCAUUUGAGUGUGUGGCACUACUUGUGUGCAUGAGAUUUAACUACUUUAGAAGUCGUAUGAACAUUUUUGAUUUACUUGUUGUGCUUGUUUCAAUUAUUGGUAUUGUGUUGGACGUUUACAACUUAGAUAUAGGGGUUUCACCUGGACUUUUUAGGGUUGUUCGAGUGUUUCGGAUUUCACGCCUUUUAAGAUUCUUUGAAGGUGCAAAAGGGGUUCGAAAAAUGAUGUUUACAGUUAUUAAGUCAGGUCCUUCUUUAAGUAAUGUUGGAACAUUAAUUUUCCUCAUCACAUUUAUAUACUCUGUAAUUGCCAUGAAUCUUUUUGGUAGACUUAAACACCAAGGACCAAUCACUCAGGUAACUAACUUUGAAACAUUUGCAAGUAGUUUUUGUUUGCUUUUUCGAACCAUGACAACAGCUGGUUGGAAUGAUGUACUUGAUGCUGCAAUGAUUCAACCUCCUCGAUGUAAUGCUAGUCUAAAAACAGACACUAGUGUCACUAGUGGAGACUGUGGAAAUACAAUAGUGGCAAUUAUCUUCUUUGUAUCUUACGUAUUUUUUAUUGUUCUUAUCCUCCUUAACAUGUAUAUUGCAGUCAUUUUAGAAAAUUUUAAUCAGGCUCAAUCUCAAGAGGAGGCUGGUUUAACAGAGGAAGAUAUUUUGGCUUAUUAUACCACAUGGGAAGAUUUUGAUCCGAAAGCAACUCAGUUUAUUAAAUACAGUAAGCUGCCCGAUUUUCUUCAUGCACUUGAGGGCCCUUUGAGAAUACCAAAACCAAAUUAUUGGUUUUUAGAACAAAGUGAUAUUCCUAUUCGAGAUCGCCAAAGAUGUCAUUGUUUAGAUGUAAUGAUAUCUUUAAUUAGACGCGCGUUAGGGGAAGCAAGUUGCGAAGAAAGCGAUGGCGUGAAAAUUGUAAUGAAAAAAGUAGAAGAGCGAUAUAAAAAAGUCUUUCCAUUGUGGGCAAAAGAAGUUAUUGUUGAAACAAUAAAGCACCGUCUUAAAACAGAAAACACUGCUGCUAGAAGGAUCCAGAGAGUGUUUCGAAGACAUUUAUUAAUGGACAACAUUCAAGCAAUUACAACAUCCAAAAAUAUUGGCGUUAGAUCAAGAGAAAAAACUUUAUGGAAAAUUGAGCGUUUAAUUACAGUGCUAUGGAAAGCGAAGUUUGAAUAUCAGAAAUUUAUUAAAGAGUGUAACGAAGAAGUAGAAACAGAGAGAGAAGAUGAUAACACAACUAGAGUUUAAAAAAUGCAUUUUAUUAUCAACGUUUUAUAUUUUUAAGUUUAUAUAUUUAUAAUAUAUAUUUUUGUAUAUCAAAAGAGUACGGCUUUUAUCGAA
Messenger RNA from Hydra vulgaris (swiftwater hydra), 5198 nucleotides. Its product is annotated as sodium channel protein type 4 subunit alpha. Gene Ontology annotation, biological process: sodium ion transmembrane transport; neuronal action potential; membrane depolarization during action potential. Gene Ontology annotation, molecular function: voltage-gated sodium channel activity. The record is from RefSeq and is a predicted model, not a curated record. Gene Ontology annotation, cellular component: voltage-gated sodium channel complex; plasma membrane. NCBI's taxonomy places the organism in Eukaryota, Metazoa, Cnidaria, Hydrozoa, Anthoathecata, Hydridae.